AUGGGAGGCAGCCACUCUGCUGCAGCAGAAUCUGAAGAGCCUGCGCCAAAGGAAGAACCAGCGCAGUCCUCAGAAGAGCAUUCCGCGGAGCCCCGAGACUGCCCAGCGUCAUCCUCUCAGCCUUCAAAGGGAAAUGCUGAUGAGGGCGAGCAGCUAGCUUCCGUUGCAGAGCUCUCGACAGAAGCAUCGAUCAAGGUGGACCCCGCAGAGAUAGAGACGGUGCCAGCACGGGAACCGGAGCCAUCAAACGAUGCAGAUGCGGCCCCCGUGGAUGCCUCCCUCGAACCGGAGGGCUCCGAGCGAGAUGCCGCGCCGGAGGAUCCCCAAGCGGUAACGCAAGCAGAAGACGAAGACGAGGCCCUCGGUCAUGAUCUACUCGACCAGGACCAGGACCAGGACCCUGACCAGGCACAUCCCGCGGCAUCAGAUGCCCCAGAGGGCAAGAACGCCCGCAGCUUAGAGCAGCAGAUGUCGCUGAGACCGACGGACGACGAGCGCACGGAGAUCUCCAAGAAGAUUUCUUGGAUCCUCCGGCACGGAGCCAAGAAGGUGAAUGUCAACAUUGACGACAAUGGAUGGGUCAACGUGACUGAUCUGUUGCAUUCGGACAUCCUGUCCACCACCACCGAGGAUAAGCUUCUAGCAAUGAUCAACGAGUCCAAUGUGCAGAAGACUCGCUACGAAAUGGAAGAUGACCCGAAUGGCGGCAAACGAAUCAGGGCCAUCAGCAAAAGUCGUCGCAAUGCUGCGCAACGAGAGAUAAGAGAGAGGGAGCGCCGCGAAAGGGAGAAGCGAAGAGAGGAAGAUGCUCGGGAACGAGAAGCUAGGGAUCGCGAAACGCGCGAAAAGGAACGACAAGACCGUGAUCAAAAUCCUAGGGAUCCAGUCAGAGAGCCUGUCCGGGAGCAUCGGCGCAGAGAUCAGCCCGGAUGGUGGGACGAUUGGCAGAGCCAGGAUGGUCCUAGCUAUGAGCAGCAACUGAAAGAUGGCUUCUUGCCCGUUUAUCAAGGUAGCAAGUUAGUCGCGAUGGCCAAGGAGAACGAAACAGUGCGACCGGGAAGAAGGACGACAGGUCAUGGAAAAGGCUUUGAUGCAAACAAAGGAUUCGAUGGAAAAGGCUUUGAUGGAAAAGGCUUUGAUGGAAAAGGAUUCGAUGGAAAGGGCUUCGACGGAAGAGGUUACGAUAUGCACAAGGGAGAGGGAAAAGGCGAUCGCAAAGGCAGGGGAAAGGAGGACAAAGGUAAAAGCAAGUUCGGAGACGAUGGGAAGGGCUUCCAUCAUCCGGGCAAAGGUGACAGUUACAAAGGUGACGGAUACAAGCCGGAGGGACAUAGAACGGAAGACAAGGAGGAGGAUGAACGCGGUGAGGCCCUCAAAGACAGAUAUCGGGGCUCCAGGCAGCUUCGAUGGCGGGCCGUGAAUGAUAAGGACAUCAUCGUGCGAGUCGGCCUGGGGACGGAGACUGACAUCGUCGGCACGCUCAUGAGGAAUUCCCUGGUUGCUCAGGUUGGGGAGGACAAGAUGCUGAAGAACGGCAUUGCGCGGAUGUUCAUUGAGUCCAUUGACCCGAUCCCUGGAAUCAAGGGCUGGGUCACAAGGAGUGCAGAAGCUGCUGGCGGCCCCGUCUUUUUCAAGCCUGAUCGCGGUGCGACCUUCAAUGUGCCAAGGGAACGCGGCAAAGAUGGCAAAGGCAAUAAGGGCAAUCAGCAGUACGGAGGUGAGAAAGGUGACAAAGGAGGAAAAGCUAUGGAUGGAAAGGCCCCGUUUUCAUCGUAG
Messenger RNA from Symbiodinium sp. CCMP2456, 1776 nucleotides. The record is from the annotation of a GenBank genome assembly. NCBI's taxonomy places the organism in Eukaryota, Dinophyceae, Suessiales, Symbiodiniaceae.